UCACUACUGAGCUGGUUACUUCUUUAAUGUCUGCCUUUGCCUCUAAAACAUUUGCUUCUCUUGAAAAGCUGCAACUGUGCCCUUCACGUCCACUCUUGACCCAGGAAACCAUCACAGGGCCUGAUGCCUAUUAAGAUCUUGGGGAAUGGGAGAAUGAGAGCAAUUCACUCUAGGGAAGAAAAGACAGUAGGAGCCACAAGAAAGCUCUCUGCAUGUCCCAGGCAGGACUUUACUAGUGAGAAAGGAAACAUGUCUGUUAUGUUCCUCUGGAAUGUUCAGCCAUGACAAGAGGCUAGAAUUUGCAGAGAUCUGUUUAGUUCUGUGUUACAGGAAGAAAUGAGCAACAUGGAAGUAAUGACUCCCCUGGCUCUCGAGGUAUUUAGUCCAGUCUGAUAACCAUCCAGCCAUGCAUUUUGAAGAGGUUCAAUGUUUGAAAGGGUAUUUGAAGUAAACAGGCUCUAAGGUCCUUUCUGAAGCUAAAAUCCAUUCAUUCCCACUCCUACUCUGCCCAUGACAGAGUUGCUCGCUGAAUGAUGAUCACUAUGCCACGGGCAGCAUUGGUAGGUAGCUGGGAUAAUAUAACGAGUUCUCUGACAAUUCCUGCCCUCAGGGAUCUCACAGUUUCAAAGGGUAUAGAGAAGGAAAACAAAUAACUAUACUAACAGUAUAAUGUGUCACCUAUUGUCUUUCAUAUCCACACCAGUCUGGUUUGUCUCUCACAGUGCACCAAGACUUGUGGCGAAGGAUCCAGGUACCGCAAGGUGGUGUGUGUGGAUGAGGACAAAGGCAGCGAGGUUCACGGCAUGCACUGCGACUUGAGCCAGCGGCCUGCGGAGCGUGAGAUCUGUAGUUUGCAGCCCUGCGAGUACGUCUGGAUCACAGGAGAGUGGUCAGAGUGCUCGGUGACCUGUGGAAAGGGCUACAAACAAAGGCUGGUCUCCUGUAGUGAGAUUUACACCGGGAAGGAAAAUUAUGAGUACAGCUACCAAACCACCAUCAACUGUCCGGGCACGCAGCCUCCCAGCGUCCACCCCUGCUACCUGAGGGAGUGCCCCGUCUCGGCCACCUGGAGAGUUGGCAACUGGGGGAGUUGCUCAGUCUCCUGUGGCGUUGGAGUGAUGCACAGGUCCGUGCAAUGUUUGACCAACGAGGACCAGCCCAGCCAAUUAUGCCCUGCUGAUUUGAAGCCAGAAGAAAGAAAACCCUGCCAUAAUGUCUAUAACUGUGAGUUACCCCAGAACUGCAAGGAAGUUAAAAGACUGAAAGGUGCCAGUGAAGAUGGUGAAUAUUUCCUGACCAUCAAAGGAAAGCUUCUGAAGAUAUUCUGUGCAGGCAUGCAGUCUGACCACCCCAAGGAGUACAUCACCCUGGUCCAUGGCGACUCAGAGAAUUUCUCUGAGGUUUAUGGGCACAGGUUGCACAAUCCAACAGAAUGCCCCUACAAUGGGAGCCGGCGUGAUGACUGCCAGUGUCGGAAGGACUACACGGCUGCUGGGUUUUCCAGCUUCCAGAAAAUCAGAAUAGACCUGACCACCAUGCAGAUAAUAACCACUGAUCUACAGUUUGCCAGGACAAGCGAGGGGCACCCGGUGCCCUUUGCCACAGCUGGGGACUGCUACAGUGCCGCCAAGUGCCCACAGGGUCGCUUUAGCAUCAACCUUUACGGGACCGGCCUGUCUUUAACAGAAUCUGCCAGGUGGAUAUCCCAAGGGAAUUACGCGGUCUCGGACAUUAAGAAGUCGCCGGUAGGUUGCUCAGGGCUUGGGGGAGGGGCUGUUUUAUCUCCCUCCCUCUGUGUCGGUGAUGCCGGAGGAACCAGCUAAUGCACUUUCCCACUUCCUCAGACCAUUUUUGCAGAGUGUCAGGAAGAAAAUGUAGGGAAUAAAUCGAAGGUGAAGUGUAAGGUGAAGGUGAAGUGUAAGGUGAAGGAGAGUGGGGGACAGAGUCUUGCUUCUCUUCUGGUGGAUCUUCCUGGGAACCUGGGAAUCAGCGGUUAGAGGAAGUUUAGGCAGGAAGCUGAAAGCAGCUGGAGGAAGCCUGUGAUGGGGUGUGUGGCUCGGGUGCCUUGCACUUAGCACCAGGUCCACUUUUGUCAACUUAGGGCUAGUGAUGUUUGUUUCCAUGCGAAUGGGGCUGAAAGAAGGGCAUAGCUUAUCAGGUGGCUUUUCUGGAGAGUUGGAGAGACACU
Messenger RNA from Talpa occidentalis (Iberian mole), 2188 nucleotides. RefSeq names its product A disintegrin and metalloproteinase with thrombospondin motifs 9-like. The transcript has 8 exons. Gene Ontology annotation, molecular function: metalloendopeptidase activity; zinc ion binding. Gene Ontology annotation, biological process: extracellular matrix organization. The coding region runs from base 804 to 1823 and encodes 339 amino acids. The record is from RefSeq and is a predicted model, not a curated record. Gene Ontology annotation, cellular component: extracellular matrix. NCBI's taxonomy places the organism in Eukaryota, Metazoa, Chordata, Mammalia, Eulipotyphla, Talpidae.